CCUCCUCGCGCUCCACCCAAAACCUUCCAAUUGCGCGUUAAAACUCAUAAACUCAUCAUCUUCAUCGCCACUCCCGCCACCACCUCCAUCUAUGCUCUCAAAGCCCCUAUACUAUCUGCUUUAACUGCAGAAGUCACUCAGGGUGCACAAGUUCCCAUUCCAUCUUCAAUCGAUGACUUCGCGGUGGCCCGCGAGGUGAAAGAGCGCGGACGCCCUGUACAGUACGAAGUACUAGAGGACCAUCAAAUAUUGAAGGAUGUAGUGAUGAAUUGGGACUCCGUCUUCUUACGGUUCAAAGACGCGAAUGGCAAGUCUUUCAUUGGGCUUAGCCCAUGUUCCCACUUUCGAACGCACUGA
Heterobasidion irregulare TC 32-1 is the source of this 357-nucleotide messenger RNA. RefSeq lists its product as uncharacterized. NCBI's taxonomy places the organism in Eukaryota, Fungi, Basidiomycota, Agaricomycetes, Russulales, Bondarzewiaceae. The record is from RefSeq and is a predicted model, not a curated record. The transcript has a single exon. The annotation marks the transcript as partial.